AUGUUGUCGGCUUCGUCGCUUCGCUCGAAGCUGCAGAACUUAAACGUGGAUUUGUCCAAGUUCGCGGGCGCAGCCGCGUCAGACAAGCCGCAGUUCACGCCGUACGACUGCGACAAGGCCAAGGUCCUUCAGGAGGCGCGGGCGUUCUCAGAGAGUCCGCUGAAUCCGCGGAAAUGCAGUCAAAUCAUCACCAAGAUUCUGUACCUGCUGUCGAGCAACGAAGACCCGCUGACGAGUGCGGAGACGAGCACGUUGUUCUUCGGCGUCACGCGGCUCUUUCAGUCCUCUGACGAGCGGCUGCGGCGUCUGAUUUACAUGCUGCUGAAGGAGCUGAGUGUGCAGACGGCGGAGGGCUUCAUCGUGACGAGUUCCUUGACGAAGGACAUGACAAGCAACAGCGACCGGCACCGCGGGAACGCUGUCCGCGUCCUCUCGCGGAUCGUCGACGCGGCGAUGGUGUCCCAGAUUGAGCGCUAUCUCAAGACGGCGAUCGUGGACAAGAACCCGUUCGUCGCGUCCUCCGCGUUGGUGGCGGGCAUCAACCUCUUCGCCACGGCGCCAGACGUCGUUAGGCGCUGGGUUAGCGAGGCACAGAGCUGCAUCUUUCAGCACCAGAAGAACCCCAUUGUGCAAGUCCACGCGCUCGCGCUGGUGCACACAAUCAAGUCGUCCGAUCGACUCGCGCUGCGCAAGAGCCUGUGCGAGCUGCUACAGAAUUUCCAGCGGAAUCCCCUCGCCGAGUGCCUGCUCAUUCGGUGCAUUAAGGACCUUCUGCUUCAAGACCUGUCCUCGGCGCAUGGCGACGCGGCGGCGGGCGCGCCGGCCUACGCCUACGCAGCCGCGGGGGGUACUGGCGCCGGCGUCUCCGACCCCUCCCACCAGCGGCUGCUGCUUGACUACUUGGAGAGCUGUCUUCGACACAAACACGAGAUGGCCAUGUUCGAGGCGGCGCGGGCGCUCUGCGAGCUGGCGGCCCUUGCGUCGGAACGUGGAGACGCGUCGAGCGUGCUACGGAACUACGACCUCUCCGGCGCCCUCACAGUUCUGCAGAUUCUGCUCACGUCGCCCAAGCCCGUGGUUCGCUUCGCCGCAGUCCACGUGAUCAACAAACUCGCGCAGAAGCCGCGGCUCGCGGCCGUCAUGGCGCGCUGCAACGCUGAGCUCGAGCCCCUGCUCACCGACCCGAACCGCAGCAUCGCGACCGCGGCGCUGACGACGCUGCUCAAAACCGGACAUGAGAGCGGCGUCGAGCGGCUCACGAAGCAGAUCUCAUCCUUCACGAGUGAAGUCUCCGAUGCGUUCAAGGUAGACAUUGUCCGCGCAGUUCUGCAGCUCUGCCUGACCUAUCCCAACAAGCACGCGACGCUGACGAACUUUCUGGCUUCGAACCUACGCGAGGAAGGCAGCGUGGAGCUGAAGACUUGCGCAGUGGACGCGCUCAUGACUGUCGUCCGCAGCAUCCCGCAGGCACAGGAGCUCGGCCUGCUGCAGCUCUGUGAGUUCAUUGAAGACUGCGAGUACGCCGUUCUCUGCACCAAGAUCCUCGCGUUUCUGGGGGAGCAGGCCGCGACGACGGCGACGCCCUCCAAAUUCAUUCGCUUCAUCUACAACCGACUCAUUCUGGAGAACGCAGUCGUCCGCGCCGCGGGCGUUGACGCGCUCACCAAGAUCGCGUUGCAGUGCCCGAGUCUCCGCGGCGACGUCCUCGUCCUCCUCGAGGGCUGCCUGUCAGAUAACGACGACGAAGUCCGCGACCGCACGCAGCUCUACUACGCAGCCCUGCAGCAGACGAUGCGCCGCGACGACCAGCGCAGCGACGCCGCAGCCUACGCCCUGGCGCCCGCCACGCCGACGACGACGGCGCUGUCUGGGGACGUGCCCUCCGUCGCGGAGCUGCUCAGCACCGAGACGCCAUUUGCGCUUGACCUCCUCUGCGCGUCCCUCGAGCGCUUCCUGCAGGAGCAAGACCGGGCGCGCAGCGCCAACGGGGGGGUCGCCCCCCCGCGUGCUUUCGACUUCUCAGAUCUGCCCUCGGAGGCCGCCUGGGAAGAAGCCAAGGCGCGAGAGCGCGAGGCGGUCGCCGCGAUGAAGGCCAGCGGCGCGUCCGCAGGCGCCACAGGGCACGGGGCUGCGGCCGCGGGUCACGGCUUCCUCGCAGGCGCCUCGAAGGGCGGCUUUGCCUCCGGCACUGGCGCGGAGACGCAGUUCCGCGAGGGCGCGGGCGACGUGCGAGGCUCAUCGGGGGGGGGAGGAGGUCUCGCGGCCGCCGCGCAGGGCACGGCGAGAAGCGCGGCUGUCGAGGGCGAGCUGCACCGCGUGUUCGCCUCGCUGGUGCCGCCGGCGACGCUGGGGCCCCUGCUGCUGUCGAGCAAGGCCGCGAUGCUCACGGAGAAGGAGGCCGAGUACGCCGUCGAGGUGAUCAAGCACGUCUUCGCGGGCUACCUGGCGCUGGAAUUCCGCGUGAGAAACACCGUCGAAGGCCAGACACUCGAAAACGUCGCGGUGCGCGUCGCCUGCGCGCCGCAGAAUGCCGCGCUCGGCGGCGCCGGCGUGCCUCCCGCGCCCUGGGCUGUCGUUGGCUGCGUCCCGAUUCCGACUCUCGAGCUCGACUGCACGCGCCCCUGCUUCGCCCUGCUGCAGCGGACCGUCGGAGACGGCCGCGGCACCUCUGUCGCGGAGACUGGCGCGCUCUCCGCCGUCCUCACUUACGUGCUCAAGGAGGCGGGCGACGACAUCGGCUACGAAGACGAAUACCCCGUGGAACCCGUCGUCGUCACCAUCGGAAACUACAUCGCGCCCAAGAUGCUGCGGCAAGGCGAGUUCAAGGUUGCCUGGGACUCGCUGGCGAGUCCGCAGGGCGUGGAAGCGGUCGGCAAGUUCUGUUUGAGCUUCCGCACACUGGAGGCCGCGGUCUCGGGGCUUCUCAGCACGCUGAACCUCGCGCCGUGCGACCGCAGCGAUUUCGUGGAGCCACAGCGCACCACGCAGACUCUACUCUGUUCUGGCGAGUUCCUCGGCAGCUCGACCGUGCUCGCGACGGCGGUGCUGUUCAUGUCCCCCGAGCACGGCUGCCUGCUGAAGCUCAUCGUCCGCUCCGACGACGCCUCCGUCUGCGACGCCCUCCUCCAGACCUUUGAGUGA
Besnoitia besnoiti is the source of this 3141-nucleotide messenger RNA. RefSeq names its product putative coatomer gamma 2-subunit protein. The record is from RefSeq and is a predicted model, not a curated record. Lineage: Eukaryota; Apicomplexa; Conoidasida; Eucoccidiorida; Sarcocystidae. Gene Ontology annotation, cellular component: Golgi membrane; COPI vesicle coat; endoplasmic reticulum-Golgi intermediate compartment. Gene Ontology annotation, molecular function: structural molecule activity. The coding region runs from base 1 to 3141 and encodes 1046 amino acids. The transcript is spliced from 2 exons. Gene Ontology annotation, biological process: intra-Golgi vesicle-mediated transport; protein secretion; endoplasmic reticulum to Golgi vesicle-mediated transport.